This is a messenger RNA of Peniophora sp. CBMAI 1063, 2424 nucleotides long. Lineage: Eukaryota; Fungi; Basidiomycota; Agaricomycetes; Russulales; Peniophoraceae. The record is from the annotation of a GenBank genome assembly.
AUGGACGACGGACUCGUGCUGAACUUGGACUUUGAUGCUGGCGGGAGCUCAAGGAAAGGCAGUGCCAAGAAGGGCGGCAGCUGGACUCAGAGGGUAAAAGCGAAGCGCGUCGAAAAGCGCAAAUACCGCCACGAUGCGCCCUCAACAUCUACUUCUGCGGCGUCUACAGGCCACGACCGAGAAGCCGAAGCCCGUCCGAAGAAACGGCCGCGUACGGAUGGUUCUGCUCAACCUACCGCGUCUGCUUCUGCUCCGGCGGCUUCUACAUCCCGCACCGCCCCAAAACAGAUAAUCUCAUCCCUCUUCUCAUACAACCCGAGGAUUGAGAAAGAAGAGUCUGUGCCUGAGCCGAUAAAGGCAUCCAAGCCGAGUAAUGCUCCGAGGACGGAUUCUUCCAGCUUUGCUGGUCUUGGACUCGAUCCUCUGCUGGCUUCGCACCUGUCAUCCAAAUUGGGCAUCGAGAAACCUACGUCUAUCCAAUGCGCAACCAUACCCGCUUUACUUGCACCCCCAGAUGCGGACAAUGCAUCUCUCCGUGAUGCGUUCAUCCAAUCGCAAACCGGUUCAGGAAAGACGCUGUCCUAUCUACUCCCUAUCAUCAACGACCUCCUCCCCCUGAGUGAACACUCGUACAUCGACCGAUCAAUUGGGACGCUCGCGAUUAUCAUCGCGCCUACACGAGAGCUGGCGAAGCAGAUCUCCGACGUUGUCGAGGAGUUGCUCAAACUACGCUUACGGCCGAAGGACGAGUUGCCGGACGAUGAGUCGGGCUCAAGCCGCAUGAUGACCCGCUGGCUCGUGUCCGGGGUAUUGACCGGUGGCGCGACGCGGGCUCACGAAAAGGCGCGCUUGCGUAAAGGCGUACCGAUCCUCGUCUCGACACCCGGUCGCCUCCUCGAUCAUCUACAAAACACGUCGUCAUUCAACGUGGGCAAAUGUCGCUGGCUCGUCCUCGACGAGGCGGACAGGCUCAUGGAGCUCGGAUUUGAGGAGACGAUCAAGGGCAUCCUAUCGGGCCUAGAUGGCCGACGGAAGUUGGCGAAGCAGGCUGUGGAUGAGGGAAAGAGUCUCGAGGUCGGAGGAUGGGAUUGGGAGCGGAGGAGGCGGACGUUACUGUGUUCCGCAACGAUGCGCGAGGAUGUUCAGAUCCUUGCUGGCCACACGUUGCAGGCGCCGUUGAUGAUACGCGGCACAGAAGCGGAUGUACCACAAUCCGUAGGCGCCAACGCCACCGACGCAGUCAAAGCUGCCGCACAGGCCUCCGGGGAUAAGUUCACCCCGCCUUCUCAGCUCUCGCAGAAAUACGUCGUCGUACCUCUCAAGCUUCGACUCGUCACCCUCGUUGCGCUGUUGCGUACGCUGCUGGCUCAGGCACAGAGCAAACGCGGUUCGAAGAUCAUCGUCUUCUUGAGUUGUACGGACUCAGUCGACUUUCACUGGCGUUUGCUUGCAAGUGCUGUCAUGGAUAGCAACAGUGACGAUGAGGUCUCAGACUCUGAUGCUGAGGCUUCGGACAAGGACGAGGAGAGCACGAAGAAGGGCGAAAAGGUCGCGGUGACCUCCGAUCUAUUGCCAGACGCCUCAAUAUUCCGACUGCACGGUUCCCUGCCGCUGGCGACCCGCCUUGCCUCUCUACGUGCCUUCUCUGCAGCGCCCAAGGACGGCUCCCCAUCAUCUUCCAUUCUUCUCUGUACAUCAGUCGCCUCACGCGGUCUUGAUCUGCCCCUUGUUCGCGCCGUCGUCCAAUACGAUCUUCCGACGGAAGGCGGAGCGACGGAGUACGUCCAUCGUGUGGGUCGUACGGCGCGUGCUGGCAAAGGCGGAGAGGCGUGGGCCAUCGUCGCGCCAAGCGAGAAUGCGUGGGUCCCAUGGGUGGAGGAGCGCAUGGCGAAGGACGGCAGCAUCCGUCUUUCAAGCGCGUCGGCGGAGAACUUGCUUCAGAGUGGUUUUGGAGGCAAAGGAAAGGAGUACGAGAUGCGUGCUACCGAAGUGCAACUCACGUUUGAGCGCUGGGCUCUACGACAAGAGAAUGCGGCGCUCGCUCGUCAGGCUUUCGCAUCGCAUAUGCGCGCUUACGCGACGCAUCCCUCGGACGAGAAGCACAUCUUCCAUAUCCGCCACCUGCAUCUGGGACAUCUCGCAAAGGCAUUUGCGCUCCGCGAGGCGCCCAGUAAUCUCAAGUCCGCAAAUGCGAAGGCCAAGUCUAGCGCGAAUCACAAGGCUACAAGGCCGAAAGGCAAGGCGUACGUGGCUAAGGGCGACGGUUCAGAUGAUGAUCCGGAGGCGGAGAAGAGGAUGCGCAAUGCCGUGCGCGCGCAGGGUCGUUUGACGAAGAAGGGCGGUGUGCUCAUGGACUCUGGUGCGGGCGAGUUCCAGGUUGCGUCCACCGACGCGCUCGAGAAGUUGGUGAAUGCGGCAUUCUGA